AUGUCUUCAGAUAGACAAUCUACUAACGAAUCGGAAAAGACAUUAAGUCUAGAGCCAUCCAUCCUAUCACGAACAUCUCCUUCGAAAAUACGAAAAUUAUUUGUAUUUGAAUCAACGAUUUCUAAUUUUGAAAAACAUCAAUACAUUACCAACUCAACAAACUCCGUCUCCACUUACUGGCUACUCUUAGAUAGUAAUAACAACUAUGAACGAGAUAUAGAAACUGACAGCAGUUAUGAGUUUCAAGGUCUUUGUCCAGAAAGGCCAAAAGACAUCAGAAAAACGCAGCAACAACGGUUGCAACAGGAACUGCCGCUAGCAACAACAACAAUGGAAUCAAAUUCGAACAUCAUCCAUCAGAGCAAAGGGGCAAGAAAUCUUUUAAACGAGAAAUGGAAAAAAUCACAGAAUAAUGAUAAUAGUAAAGGUAUGGACUUCGAUAUCAAGCAAAAUUCUUCAAAAGGAAAGAAACAGGGGAUGCAGCAAGAUACGCUAUUAACUCAACAAGCUCCUUCUUUCACUGGCUAUUGUUGUGAUGCAAAUUCCGUUCAAUCAACUCCUCGCAAUGGGAUGAGUAACAACAAUUACGAACGGGAUGACGAUAAUAUAGAAGUUAGUAACGGCUCUGAGUUUCAAAGUCCUACAUUCAGUAAAGCCAAAAUAUACCAGGAAAGCACACAACUACAGCAGCAGCAACAAUUGUAUCGAAUUCGAGAAUCAUCAUCAUCAUCCACGGGACAAAGGGGCAAAAAAUCGGCAAAUUAA
Messenger RNA from Ambispora leptoticha, 765 nucleotides. NCBI's taxonomy places the organism in Eukaryota, Fungi, Glomeromycota, Glomeromycetes, Archaeosporales, Ambisporaceae. The record is from the annotation of a GenBank genome assembly.